Molecule: messenger RNA, 1217 nt
Organism: Arachis ipaensis
Lineage: Eukaryota; Viridiplantae; Streptophyta; Magnoliopsida; Fabales; Fabaceae
Source: RefSeq, a predicted model, not a curated record
ACCAUUGAAUUGAAUUAUGAAGCUGUUGUUGUUGAAUUGGAUUGAAGUUUUGGGAAUUUCUCUUCUUCUUUUUUUUAUUUUAUUUUAUUUUUUUUGUGGUAAGGUUGCAAAGUACAAGUCACAAGUCUUAAGUAACUUGAAGGGGAAGGCUCUUAAAAUCUUGGAGGUUGGGAUUGGAACAGGUCCUAACCUCAGUUAUUAUGCUAACGAUUCCGAUGUUCAUGUUGUUGGCAUUGAUCCUAACCCGAAGAUGGAGAAAUAUGCUCGGUCUUCGGCUAGAUUGGCUGGCUUACUGCUCUCAAACUUCGAGUUUUUUCAAGCUGUUGGGGAGGCUAUACCACUAAGUGAUGCUUCAGUGGAUGCAGUCGUUGGAACGCUUGUAUUGUGUUCUGUUAAAGAUGUUGAUUUGGCAUUAAAAGAAGUUAAGAGGGUGUUGCGACCUGGUGGAAAGUAUGUGUUUGUCGAACACGUGGCUGCAAAAGAUGGCACAACUCUCAAAAUUUUCCAACGACUUAUUGAUCCUCUGCAGCAGAUACUUGCAGAUGGGUGCCACCUUUCAAGAGAUACAGGAAACAGCAUAUACAAAGCUGGAUUUUCAAGUGUUGAGUUCAAGACAGCAUUUGUGUCUAACGCUUCAUUUAUAAACCCCCAUAUAUAUGGAAUAGCAUACAAGUAGCACUGAAAGGCACAACCUGCCCGGCUACAUGGCUUCGAUCAGGGACUGAAUCUUCCUCUUCCUCAACAUCUAUACCAAGCACAAAUUUCUGAAGUUAUACCAUGAAGUAUGUUUCGUAUCAAGUUUUUCCAGUUUCAAAAUAGUGAGGUGGAGGAGACACUUAUUUUGCGUCAUUUACAGCAUAAUAUAGGUUUCAACACUUAUUUUUUUCAUUUCAUCCAAGACUUGGAAGUUUGAGCCGACGUCCAUGGCACCAACGACGGGCUCCGAUACCAUUGUUAAGUAUCUAAGAAAAGUAGGAAACCACACCUUAAAAGCUAGCUGAUGAGUGGUUCUACAUCAAGCAUCCUAUACUACCCGAUAUGAGACUUUGAGCAUUCCAUAAUACCAAGUCCCUAACAGACACCUUUUGUUCCCCAACAAAGUCUUGCGUGCUUGGUUAAUAUGUUGUGUUGUCCACCUAUCUUCUUCUUCUUGCUAUAAAGCAUCUUUAAUGGCAUCAUUGUUAAACACAAAUUUGGCUAGUGUUGUUUUGCACAUA